This is a messenger RNA of Athene cunicularia (burrowing owl), 3338 nucleotides long. RefSeq names its product TAL bHLH transcription factor 1, erythroid differentiation factor (gene TAL1). The transcript is spliced from 2 exons. Gene Ontology annotation, molecular function: protein dimerization activity; DNA-binding transcription factor activity, RNA polymerase II-specific; RNA polymerase II cis-regulatory region sequence-specific DNA binding. NCBI's taxonomy places the organism in Eukaryota, Metazoa, Chordata, Aves, Strigiformes, Strigidae. The coding region runs from base 1 to 642 and encodes 213 amino acids. The record is from RefSeq and is a predicted model, not a curated record. Gene Ontology annotation, biological process: regulation of transcription by RNA polymerase II.
AUGAUUCUGGCAAGGACACUGCUUUCACUCUGUGGGUUGCAUUGCUCUUUGUGCUCAUUGCUACGGGCUGAAUCCUACCACCCUGUUGCAUACAAACCACCUAGAGGGCUGGAGGCAAUCCUAUGGUCUCUAUCAACUCUGGAUCCUGCCUACAUCAGGGAAGAUCUCUGGAUCUUAUUGUUGUCAAAGCCUUGGCUCAAGCUAAUUUCUUCCUGUCCCAAUGGUCCUCACACAAAAGUGGUUCGUCGCAUUUUUACCAAUAGUCGGGAGAGGUGGAGACAGCAGAAUGUCAAUGGAGCCUUUGCAGAGCUUCGCAAGCUCAUCCCCACCCACCCACCUGACAAAAAACUGAGCAAGAAUGAGAUUUUGCGCCUGGCUAUGAAAUACAUCAACUUCCUAGCCAAGCUGCUCAAUGACCAGGAGGAAGAAGGAAACCAAAGGGGCAAAGUGAACAAAGACUCUGGGAUAGUCCAGGAAGACCUCCUGCAGGACAUGCUGUCUCCUAACUCUAGUUGUGGAAGUUCUUUAGACGGAGCAGCGAGCCCGGACAGUUUCACGGAAGAGCACGAAACACUAGAUUCGAAGCACACACGGAGCCUGCACCAUGCCAUUCUCCCUGUAGAAGGCAGCGCGCAGCGGUGAUGACCUUCCGCAUCGCUCCCGAAGCACCAAGGGGAAGGCGAGACCCGAGCGUGCAGAUGCUGGAACUUGUGCCUGUGGGAUUUGUGACUGUCUUUCCCUGGGGGCUCGGGCUCCCCGUACUCCCCAGCCCGGGACAGAGCGGCUGGAGCAUUGACUGAGGACAAGACCAAACCAGAUGGACGCUCGGUAUUUAGGUACGUGAUCGUACAAAGAAGAAAAGCAUUGAAGUCAUCUUCAUUGUACAUACUGCUCGUGAUGUGACUCUGUGGAGGGGAAGGAGAUGUGGCCAGCACCUCUCCAGCAUUUAGAGGGUUUUCAGACCAUUUGAUGAUGAUCGCUUUUUAAACAGUCGCCUGGUUGAGACAUGAAACUCCUCUUUCACUGCUGGCAGAGGCCACCGACGCUUUCCAGCUCCACGUGGUGCUGGAGACUGCUGAAACCUGCCAGUGCUGCAGCAUUUCUCUGGCCUGUGACAUAUACAACCAGUCUGAGCAGGAGCUGGGGCCACGUGUUGUCCGAGAUCUUUUGACUGUAUCUUUUUAAAGAGGUGAAAAAAUACCCUCAGCAAAAGAACUAUUAAAAGGAUUAAGACUAUUUCUUUUUCUCUCCUUUUUUCUUUUUUUUCCUUCCUUUCUUCCUUUCUCUUAUACCUAACUUUGGAUUGUUUGGGGUUGUUGUAUUUAUGACGUGGGAUUACUUCUGUUUAAUGCUGUCAUGCAGUAUCCACUGAAUGAAAAGGUACAUAGGUGUUUUCUGUCACCCUCCCAGUCCCUGAUUCUUCUGCUGUAAUCACUCAGUAGGUGAGCUCCAAGCCUUUUGAGCUCUCUUAGAGUUUUCCCAGCAGUUUCUGCAGGGCCAGAGCUUCUCUCAAGGAAGAUGAAUUUCAAAAUUGGUAAGGGGAAAAAAAAAUUUGCUAGUGAAGCAUCCCUUUGGACUGGGGAUUUUUAAAUUCAGAAAGGCAAAAGGAGUUGAUGAUGCAUCAACAGUGCGCGUGUACAUAGGGUAUAAAAGGGUUUUAAUGGUAUCCUUUGAGUUUUUUGGUUUUAUUACGUGAAAAUGAUGGUGGUUCAGCUGUGCCAAUGCCCUCAGGCUGGACUGCAGCGCUGGAUUUAUUCCAGCAUUAGGAGGAUCCUUGCCUGCCUGAGGCUGGUAGGAGCCCAUACCGUCUUUGAAUCUUGGGGAGAAGCCCUAAAAGCAGCAGUGGGAUUAGCCUCCAUUCCCGAGUGCUCGGAUUGCUGCAAAAUUGAUGUUUGUGACUGAGCCGAUCCUCUGAUCCCUGCUGCUGUCCCUGGGAGGAUGUUUGGGAAACAGGACUGGGGAGCAGGAGGCUGCUGCUGUGGCGGCUGGGAGCUGAGGACUGCAUCAUGCCAUCACCGUUCCAUCAGGCCCAUCUCUCAUCCACCACCUGAUGCCUGACAGAGUGAUUGCCCCAAGCCCAUCCUCACCCUCUGCAAAGAUGUUAAGGCACAGAAAUAUCUACCAUGCUACAGUCAAAAAAAAAAAAAAAAAAAAAAAAAAAAAAAAAAGCCACCCACAUACAUCAUUUGAAAGGGAAAAAGUCCUUUGAUGGGGACACUUUCAACCACACUCAUUUCUUUUAAGGGUGCUUGAGGUACAAGGAAACACAGAGGAUUUGGGUAGGUGUCUGCAAACCCCUCCAGGCUUAAUUCAGAGCCCCAUAAUUUCUGUCCCUGCUUGGUUUUACUGACUCUUUGUAAAUAAUAGGUUGGGAGGCUGGUGCAUGGGUUGGCACGUUAGGUAGAAUUAGUUGCCUGGGAAGGGGUCCUGGCCCAAGCAAAGUUUCCAGCAUAGAGCCCAAAUCCUCUGGAACCACCGACCUCCCCCAUCUUAAAUUGGGGAAAAGGAGCAAAACUCCUUCCUGGGCCCGGAUCACCUGUGCAUGGGGGUUUUUACUAAGGGGAGUUACCCACAUGACUGGGCCAGGGGAGAGGUGCUAGCGGGUGAUGGAGUGAUGCUGAGGAAGAGGUUUGGGCUGCUCCUGGAGCCAGGGGUAGGAGAGGUGGGUGGUGGAGGCUGUCAGGUGGGGUCCUCCAAGAAGGAAUGGGGAUACUGUCACGCAGGUAAAGCUGUUCUUGGUUUUCAACAUUUGAAAUAACCCUGACGUUGGGUGGGUGGGGGGUUUACACCCUUUUGUUUAAAGUAUUAAAAGAAAAAUUCACCAACACUCAGAAAUUCCUCUUUCCCCACAAGUUAUUUGGGGUUUUUUAAAUCUUUUUGGUAGCUGAACAGUUGGGAAAAUGGUACAACCUUGGUGGCACCCCCCAACAACCCCAUGCACACGUGUGCCUGCUCGUAGCCCUUAGCAGAGCACUCCAUAGGUCUCCUGGGGUAUGUACAGUUGUCCUUUAAUUGUGAUUUGAAUGGUACAUUUCCUCUGCCCACCUCUCCUCCUGCCUGCUUCACCUCUUGCUGUGUGGAUCAUCGUCCCUGUUUCUGUUGGAAACAGCACUUCGGGACAAUGUCGUACUGUGUGAAUGAAUUCCCACCUUACGAUUUUUGGGUUUUUUUCAGCCCCCUCCUUUUCUCUGCCACCCUCCCCUGGGAUUUCUGCAUUUUUUCUGCAGAAACGAAGUAACCAGACCUGGUACCCUGAGUCUCAACCCACUGUGGAUGUGCUAUUUAGAAAACACAUUUGUUGUAAUGUGUGUGUAUAUAUAAAUAUAUAUAUAUAAUGA